Python bivittatus (Burmese python) is the source of this 6621-nucleotide messenger RNA. It is a transcript of the gene EFNA5, whose product is annotated as ephrin A5. The record is from RefSeq and is a predicted model, not a curated record. Gene Ontology annotation, biological process: regulation of actin cytoskeleton organization; ephrin receptor signaling pathway; axon guidance. Gene Ontology annotation, cellular component: external side of plasma membrane; plasma membrane. NCBI's taxonomy places the organism in Eukaryota, Metazoa, Chordata, Lepidosauria, Squamata, Pythonidae. Gene Ontology annotation, molecular function: ephrin receptor binding.
AAAGCGAUCGAUAAGCAAACAAUCUGGGCUCUGACUGGCUGCUCCAGCGAUUCCUCCUCCCCUUACGCAAGUAAACUGCAUGCAAAAAUCCCACAUGAUCUACCAGCAGCGCCUUCGCUCCUAGCUAGCUGCUUGCGCCUUUUCUGUGCACACACACGCACACAAACGGAGGCUUCCAGAUCUGACACGCAUACACAUGUGGAUGUCUGCCACAGUCCUCAUAUAGCAUCUAUGCAGCCGUCUGUUGCACGCAGACAACCCAUCCCGCGAGCGUCCCCGCUUUUCCUAGGUGGCUGCUGACGAUUUAUACGCGGGGAAGAAACCGGUCAUUGCAAAAAAAUAGAAAGAAAAAGAAAAAAAGUGGGCGUGACUAUUUAAAGACCCCCCCCCAUUUUCCUUUCCUUCCUCCUCUUUGGCAGUGUUGACUUCUGCUCCUCCAAUCCUCGUUGCUCCUUGCGAUCCCUGCCUGCCAGCCGCUGCAUUCGAGUUUUAUUUCAUUUGCUUGGUGGAGUGGCGAGAGAGGCGCUUCCCCGCUUCUUCCUACUCCGCCGCGGCGGUUUCUGAGAGCGGGAGCAGCUGCCUGCCGGACAAGACCCGAAGGCUUUCUUCCUCUCCCCAACCGCCCUGCCUUUCUCGCUCGCCCUCUGAUGUAGGCGUCUGCAGGGUUUCCUCACCCCCCCCCGCUUUAUUUUAACCCCACCACCACCUCCCUCUUUUGCAAAGUUGACAUUCCAGGGACUCGGACCUCGCUUCGCUCCUGGAGCCACUUGGCGAAGCUUGACGGAGGAGAGACCGCUUGCGCCCACCUCCCGGGGAGCGGAAAAGCUUCUUCCUCGCCCUCGCAACGAAACAACCCUAGAGAACUGGGAGACGUCCUUUCUCCCUCGUUCCGCUUUUAAUUCUUUUUCUUUUUUUUUUUUCCAAGCACUCCCUCCAGAAGCAAGUCGGUUGGGAUUGCAAACUCCUCUCAAUCCUCCCCCUCCCCGCAGGCGGUUCUGGGUCUGGAUUCCGGCUGUGUUUUCCUCCCUCCAUCGGCCAAGGAAGAGGGACCAGCAUCCCUUCCAGAGCGAGCGAGGCGCCUGAACUCCGGCCUCCCGCAGCAGCUCGACACAGCCGAGCCCGAGCGGCCGUCCGCCGCCUCGGAGGAUUUGCUGCAGCAGCUUCUCCUCGUCCGGCCUCCUCGCUCCGCUCCCCCGGAGCCUUCGCGCCAAAAGACGGAGGGAAGAAAGUCCCAGAGAGGGAGCGAGCGGGGCGGGGGGAGAGCGGUCCUUUCCGAGGGGAGGGGAAGCCAGGACAGCGGAGCCGCCCAUCAGCAGCGCUGGACGGGGGCAGGGCCGGUGCAUGUCUCGCCUUAGGCUCCACACAGGACUCGCCGCCGUGAAUGAGCGCCUCCCGCCUUCUCCUUCGCCGCCGCCGCCGCCGCCGCCUGCUGCUGCUGCUGCCGCCGCCGCUGCUGCUGCCCGGCUAGUCUCCCGGCUCCCCCUACCGGGGCACGCAGGCUCCAUAACAAGGAUCUCUCCUCGGAACCGGCUUUUUUCCAGCGGGGAUCUCCUCAAGUUUCCUCGUUUUCCUUGCACUUUUCUCUUUGUGUGUGUCCUGUGACUUUCUGUGGUUUGUCCUUCUUCUUUUCUCCUCCCUCCUUCGCUUCUCUUGGUGUUCUCCUUUGUUCUUGUCCUUGUUUUUGAAAAGACGCACACGCGCUCGCAGCUCCUCCGUCUACCCCUUGGCCGUGUCUUGUGGCGGGAGUGAUGUUGCACGUGGAGAUGUUGACGCUGGUCUUUCUGGUGCUCUGGACGUGCGUCUUCAGCCAGGAUCCCAGCUCCAAAACGGUGGCCGAUCGCUAUGCCGUCUACUGGAACAGCACCAACCCCAGAUUCCAGCGAGGAGAUUAUCAUAUUGAUGUCUGCAUCAAUGACUAUUUGGAUGUAUUCUGUCCUCAUUAUGAGGAUUCGGUGCCAGAAGAUAAGACUGAACGGUAUAUACUUUACAUGGUGAACUUUGAUGGCUACAGCUCCUGUGAUCAUACCUCCAAAGGUUUCAAGAGGUGGGAGUGCAAUCGGCCUCAUUCUCCAAAUGGACCAUUGAAGUUUUCAGAAAAAUUCCAACUCUUCACUCCCUUCUCAUUAGGAUUUGAGUUCAGGCCAGGCCGGGAAUAUUUCUACAUCUCAUCUGCAAUCCCUGAUAAUGGAAGGAGAUCCUGUUUAAAGCUGAAAGUCUAUGUACGGCCUGCAAACAACUGUAUGAAAACUAUAGGUGUUCAUGAUCGUGUUUUCGAUGUUAACGACAAAGUAGAAAAUUCAUUAGAACCAGCAGAUGAUACUGUACAUGAAUCGGCUGAACCAUCCCGUGGUGAGAAUGCAGCUCAGACCCUAAGGAUAUCCAGUCAGCCUUUCACAACUAUACUGUUCCUUCUAGCAAUGCUUUUGACGUUAUAGCACAUAUUCUAGCAAGCUGCCACAGUCAACUUCAGGGUCUUGGAACAUCAAAGAUCCACUUAACUGCUCAUCCCAGCAACGGGACAUUGUAUUGGUUUGCAGAUGUUGGUUUGUUCUCCUUUCCCAGUCUCCUCCCCUUCUCUCCUCUGCAACCUGAACUCUGAGCAAAAAUUGAAGAGGAAUAACUAGACCUCUUCCUACUCCCAAGCUUUCCCUGGCUUUCCUUGAUCCCUUCUAAAAUAAAUGGACUCCAAAUGAAAAUGCCAAAUUUCAAUAUUGACACUAGUGAUUCUUACUUUCCUCUGCAGCCUCUCUUAAGAUACUGCCUAGUUAACUUGCUGGGCCAUCUGUAUAUGGAGAAGGAAGAAUAAUAGGAGAUGCAGUUAGUCGAAGAAUAAGGAAGUUGUUUGAAAAACCAAGAGGAGUUUUUUACUCUCUUCAAUAAAAUAUUUAUUUCUCCUUGUUCAGCACUGUAAGACGAUCAUGCAAUGCACUGUGUCACCAUGUCAGGACUGGAGGGAAGAUUUUAAGAAUAGAUAUUUCUCAGUGAACAGGCUCCUCAAAGGAAAGAGUUAUCAUUUGUAUGCAACUGCCUUGAAAGGUCCCUGACCAUAGAACUUAUGCUCCAUAACAGAAGCUCUGUCAUUAGGGGAGGAAAAAGUGACUACUGACAAGCAAGGUCAGAUUUAGGAAGCUAUGUUGGAGUGAUAGUGCCUCUGUUAUCUCUCUAAGUGGAUAGUGCACACCAGAUUACUUUUCUUUUGACACAGAUACCAUGGUGCUACAAUAAUUUUUGUUCAAAUGCAAAAAGGCAUUUAUGUACUUCUAAAAUAUCUUUUCUGUGUGAAAAAAGUGACCUUUCCCAAGGCUGACAUAGCCAGUAGCCUUGUAUCCAGCUCUGGGUGACAAUACAUACUAAGUUGAUAACAACUCUGGGUGGAGUAAACCUGGUGAGUGAUACAGAAUCCCCAGUGUCAUGAUAAUUUUGCCUCCCUUGAAAAUUUGGCAACUCUUGGAGUGAAAUGCUGCCAGAAAGGAAUCAGGACAUUUGUCAUAGAGGGUGGAGGGGAGUUCUGCAUGUGAAGAACAGAGUACAGGAAGAUUUUUUUUUGAACUUUAGAGUGAAAGUUGAGGCAUUGAUCUCAUCUCUUUCUUCCUUUCCAACACAGUUGAAAAGUAGCAUAAAUGUCUUCAUUGGCAGGAGAUAAACUAGACAGACUCCCAAAGACCUUUAACUAUUUUUGUUGCUUUUAAAAAUCCACUAGAGUAGAAAAUACAUUAUCUAGAUAUACCUUAUGCUGAAAAUAAUUAUAUAUGCUUGUCCUAUUUAAAGAUGAUAAAAUGUGGUAACUUUUGACAAGAUUAUGGGGUGCUGAUUGGUUGAAAUCAGGGGUGAAUCCUUAGGCAGCUGUGUUAUGGCCUCAUAAAACACUUACCAGGAAAUGCCUUCUUUGUAGUUUUCCAUUAGCUUAGGCAGACCUAAAUAUAGAUUUACUAAAUGAGGGAGACCAUGAAAACAACUAUUUUGGAAAGUUAAUUUUCUCUCAAAAUUAGUGAGAACAAAACUUUACAAAAAUAAGGUUAGAUUCCACUGAAUUUUCACAAGUUGCAAAACAAAAAAAAAGUAUACUUUAAUACUAAAUCAUAAUACAAAUGGACAGACUUUUGUAAAUGUCUGUCUGAAUUAUGAAAAGAAAGCAUUUUUUCUAAAAAAAAAAAAAGCUGCAGGAUUUCAGGAUUCAAAAACAGCAUGAAUAAAAAGGUAAAUGCAAGGCUCUCUGGGCUUGCCUGAUACCGCAAAGUAUGGGCUUCAUUUCAGAGCACAGAGAUGUCUGAUACAGCACACAAACAAAACGAGUGUCGUAAUCCACAUUGAGGGAUGGCACUGCUUUCCUCAUGGUACAAUCAAUAAAUCUUCUCUCUUCAGGAUGUACGUUGGGUGCACGUGUAGGAAGGGAUGACCUUGAAAAGAGCGAUCAAAGCAAAGACAACGUUGCACAUGAAGUAAGGUCCCUGCAAGCGUAACCUACCAAUCGCAAAUAUGAGUAGUACUGUUUGUUGUCCUAACAAUGACUAUAGCUGUUUUUUCAUCAUUUGUCUAUAAAUAAUAAAAGGCUGGACUCACUUGCCUCAAUCGCACGCUUUCUAAACCACAGAUUGUCACUGCAGUGAAUUCAAACUUUUGCUUUGCCACAGCGCCACUGCUAAUCUAAUAAAUAAAAGCAACACGGUAAUUACAGUUAAGAUGCUAAUUGCUACACUGCCUCAAGUGCAGAUCUUGUUGGCAGUAGGUGUACAGGACCUUUGGAUAUUUGAUGGCAUCAGGCAAUCUCAGUCAUUAAGCAAGUAAUGGCCAUGUUCACAUGACAUAGUGAGGCAUAAGACUUGAUUGGUAUAAAUACUUCUGAACAGUGCAAAUACUAAACCAUCCAUUGUUAAGUGUAUGUUUCACCUGAAAGCAAAUCAUAACUCCUGUUCAAACCAAUCAUAGAAAUGAGCCAUAAGCAAGCUAUAGGCAUAUUCUAUGGUAUGUGCAGGCCAUAAAUCGUAUGUCUUGGGAACUCAAACUUAACAAGGUUUGCUGGUUGUGCAGGAGCACUGAUGCUAACCAAGCCUUAUGGUGCAUUCAUGCAAAUGUGGCCAAUGCCUGAAUAUUUUUUAAUCUCUCCCACUUGUGUGUGUGUGUACGUGUGUGUGUGUGUGUUGUCUUGACAUCUUCAAAAAGAUGUCAGUAUGUACGUUUAUAAUAGCCCCUGUUCUCAAGCAUGACAUAUGAGAUACAACAUUUGGCCCCCCUCAACUCAGACAGUCUGCCCUGUGACAUCCGAGUUUGCUAAGGGCUUUGCAAAGGGUAGCAGGGAAAUAAGGAUUGGUCUGUGUGGUGGAUACUGUGUAUCCUUUAAUAGACAACAAGGUAACAUUUUGUGUUAGUUUAGAAAUAUUGUUUUGUACUGUACUUUCUCAGCUGGCGAAGGAAAGACAAGUUAAGACAAAAAAAAUGCUUUGUUCUUUAAAUUCUGUAUUAUUAGCAGCCUCUGUUGUACAUAGUGUUUGAUAAUAAAGUAUUAAUUUGAUUCUUAUGUCUUUUGUAAGUGAGAAGAAAAUAGACUUUCAUGAUAUUAAAAUUUAAAUGAACAAUGCACCCUCUGAUUGUAUCCCCGAAGAAUCCAUCAUGGCUACUGAGCAUUGUAGCCACCACAGGUCGCUCCCCAUGCAGGAUUCACUCAUGAAAACCAUUCAGCCGGUCUCAAGAUUUCACAGUGGCAGGACUCGGAGCACUGUGGCACCUGAUUAUCAAUGUUUUGUCCGUGGUGUUAAUGGGCUGUUGUUGAAAGCCCAUGGUACUUUCCUUUGGGUUAGGUUUUCAUUAGCAUGUGGAUUCGCAAUAGCUUGGGAUUUUAUUCUUCUUUCUUGUGAGAAUGGUUUUUCCUUCCAGUUGUUUAAUCCUCUUUUUUUUCCAUGGGUCAUUAUUUCAAAAGGGGCCUUCCCAGCAUCAUAUGUGAUAAUGUACAGUGACUUGAUUCCCCACCCCAUUGAACACCAAAUGUAGCAGGGGGUUAUAUGUAAAUAAUUUUCUUUCCUGUAUAACCAUUGAAGGAAAGAAAUAAUAGCUACCAAGGGAAUAUGUGUGUUUGGUUUGUUUUCACAUAUUUUUAUGAAAGCAGUGGCUGUGUCAAUUUUGCAAGUUUUGAAAAAUAUGAAACUUUUUUCAUACUGCAGUCCGGUUAUGUAUGUCCACCAAUUUUCUUUCCAUUUAUUGUACAUCACAUGUGCUCUUUCUCUUCCCUGCUACCGAGCCCCAUUAAGUUCUCUUUAAAAAAUGGAACAGUGAAUGGGCAGGUCUGUUUCUGACUUAGCACUACCCCAUUUUUCCCAUCCAUUCACCCAUGUUUUUCAGAUGUGAGACAAAUCUCCCUACAAGAGGCUUACUGCCAUUGUCUGAACAGUUUAAUAGAUGCUGGCAUGUUGGAGGUUGCUCAUGAGCCUUCAGAAUCUGCUUCCCAUGCUUACCCAUGACACCCUAUUGAAGCCACUGAUUGUGUCCUUCUGGGUAUGAAAGUCCAGCUCAGUGUGGUCCUGUCCUUGUACUGCCCUGCUUUGCAGUUUCUUUGCACUUAUUUAUUGAGUGCUGUUUUUGAAAUGCUUACAUUAUAUGAACUUAACAAAAAGUGUAAAAAAAAAAAAA